Messenger RNA from Thalassophryne amazonica, 2034 nucleotides. RefSeq lists its product as uncharacterized. Gene Ontology annotation, molecular function: GTP binding. NCBI's taxonomy places the organism in Eukaryota, Metazoa, Chordata, Actinopteri, Batrachoidiformes, Batrachoididae. The record is from RefSeq and is a predicted model, not a curated record.
AUGGUCCAGUGUACAGGAGACAAAGAGGGCGUCGCCCUGCCAGAGGUCAGGCUCAUGCUGAUUGGUUGGAGAUGGGCCGGUAAGAGCUCCUCUGAUAACACCAUACUGAGAACCGAACGGUUUGAGUGUGGAAGAAUCCGAACAGCUCAGGCAGAAGUAGGUCACGGAGAGGUCGAGGGCUCGGCUUUCUCAAAGCAGCAGAGGAUAACUGUGGAGGAGCACAUGAAGCUGCUGGGGGACACAGCUUGGAGGUACACAUAUGAAAAAAAGAAAUCAAUUCCAAAACUGCAGCUCAUUCUUCUGGGAAGUCGAUCUUUUGGGAAGACCUCAGUUGGGAACACCAUCUUAGGACGCAAAGACCACGAGGAUGGCAUAAGAAUGACACACUCAGUAGCCCAGACAAGUUUUGUAGGUACAACUGAAGUAACUGUGGUUGACACACCAGGCUGGUGGAAAGGCUUCACUGUCAUUGACACUCCGGAAGUAGUCAAGGAGGAAAUGAAGCUUAGCAUGUUCCUUUGUCCUCCCGGGCCCCAUGUCUUUCUCCUGGUGAUUGAUGCAGAUGCGUCUUUCCGGGCAAGGCACUUGACGCAUCUGGAGCUUCUUGGAGAAGUAUGGAAAUGCACCAUUGUAGUCUUCACCAGAGGAGACUGGCUGGGAACCCGUAAUGUAGAAGAGUACAUUGAAGGCGAGGGAGAGGCCCUGCAGUCUCUAGUUGAACAUGUCAUGGACAGCAAAAACGCAGAUGAUGGCAGCCAAGUUACAGAGCUGCUCCAGAAAAUCUCUGAAACUAAAGCUGGAAAUGACUGGAGCCAUUGUGUCCCAGAUGAGCAAAUCCUUUUGAAAAUUGAAGAAAGAAGAGAAAAAGUGGAAGAAGCUGCAAAACUAAGACAAAAUCAAGUUGACACCAGAAGAAACAGCUUCAAAGGUUCUAGAUACAAAUUACCGGAGCUCAGAUUGUUUCUGCUUGGUGAAAACACAGUUGAGAAGAGCCCAUUAGGAAAUAUCUUGCUACACAAAGAAGUCUUUGCCCCCUGUCAGAAUGAGUAUUGUCAGGCAGAGCAGGGGAAAGUUGGUGACAGACUGGUCACAGUCGUCAACACCCCGGGCUGGUGGAAGGACCCGUCCUACUGCACUAAAGAAAUGGGCAAAAAAAUUGUGCAUGGUUUGACUCUGUGCCCAUUAGGAGUUCAUGCGGUUCUGCUGGUUGUUCCCUUGCACUUGACAUUCAGAGAUGUUCAGAAGGUUGCCACUGAGGACCACAUGAACCUCCUGGAUUCCAGCGUCUGGAAUCACACAUUGGUUCUUUUCACCUAUGGAGACAAACUCGCAGACGAAUCCAUAGAGGAGCACAUUGAGAAGGAGCAUCAUGCUGUGCGCUGGCUGGUAGACAAGUGCAAGAACAGAUAUCUUGUCCUGAAUAAUACAAAGAAAAAUGAUGUGCGUCAGAUUAUGGAGCUCUAUGGAAAGAUAGAUGACAUGGUGGCAGGGAACAAUGGCCAGCUCUUCUGCCCGGAUAUGAACACAAUCCAUCAGAGAAUUCAUGAGAAGUUCAGAAGGAAGAAAGCAAAGUAUGUCGUGAUCCAGCAACUGAAUCAGGAGUACAGGACGAGGGAGCUGGAGCUGAUGAGAGGCUUCAGACAAACACUCCUCGAUUUACAAUCCGAGAUCAAGAGAAGCUCAUCAGGCAUUAAACACAAAGCGAUUGCUGAUGUAACAAAAAUUAAAAUCAAAGGGUUUGGUGAAAGCAAGAAGGAUGGAAAGGAUAGAGAGGGGAGCAUCGAUAUGAAAAUCAACCAGGAAAUUGAAAAAAUGGAUAAAGGCACACUGCAGUCAACAGAUCUUCUUCGAAGUAGCAAAUACUUUCUGAUGCCUGACUUCAAGAGAGAUGAACCAGGACCAUUAUUUACUGACUUUGGUGGAGUUCUGGAUUGGAUGUCGACACUCAGGUUCGACACAAAUAUCAACAACCAAAUGUCAGUCAGGUCUCAGACAUCAGGAUACAGAUCUGCAGCAGAAGAUGACUUGUUUUGA